GCUGCCUUCAGAAUCGGUCUUUCUUUCUAGCCACGCAUAGACCAUCCUCAGAAGACCUCGACCGGAGCAUCAUGACCCCUAGAACACAGUAUAUACCAUGGUGGCCGGCUCUAGGUCGUCGUUGAGGCGUCCUACGUUAAGAGGUCACAAUUCACCCACGUCCAGCAGUCCAUUGAUCGAGAACACGCCACCUCUACUUCCGCAAUCCGGGAACGGCACCAAUGUAACGCGAAUCAAGCGCCUCCGUACCUCUACCAUUACCGGAGAUCAACAAACCCUGAAAAGACGUCGAUUAUCGACCAGCAAGAGCGAGAUACCACAAUUACGCAUACCGUUACGAAGCCGUGGGGGCCUGCCUAAAGUCAUCUCAGCACCGCCAGCGGCUGUCACCCAAAAUGCAGCUGCACCAAAGCUCCAGGCAAAUUCGCCCAAUAUUGGAAAGCCCCUUGACUCACCGAGCGGCAAACCACAAUAUGACCAGAUCAAGAUUAUUGAAGAGAGGGCGAGAGCCUCAAUACAAGAAGGUGGGCCGUUGGAAUCGCAGGAGGAGAGGCGAAAACUACGAUCUGAAGACGGAGGGUCACGAGCGAAGACAGAGCUUGCACAAUACUUUCCUGAAUUCGAGGAGAUGCUCAGUCUGAGGCCUUUAGAUCCAGGAGCCUUGACCGUGCAAACCAAAAUCAUUCUUGUUGACGACACUCCCGACUUCAAGCCUCCGCCUCCCAGAACAGAUCCUUUUGGGGUGAACAAAGCUCUACACAACGUGGAGAUCAUCCAGCUCAGCCAGAGGGGUGUCUCUACAGAUGCCACUGCUGAAGAUCCCUUGAACGAAGACGUCUACCUCAAGAUACACGCGAAAGCCGAAAGACAUGAGAAACAGAUCAAGAAUGGUGAUCGAGAAAGAGCCCAGCAUGAGAAAUAUCAACUUGAAAAGCUGCUGGAUGAUCUUCGUGGACCAGACUGGCUAAAGACGUUGGGAAUAUCUGGAAUUACAGAAACGGAGAAGAAGCGAUACGAACCCAAACGAUUGCUGUUCAUUCGUGAGACCCAGGGAUUGAUUGACAAAUUCAAACGUUGGAAAGAGGAAGAAAAACGCCGGAAGCUGGAAAGAGAACAAGCUCUGCUGGAGGAGGCUCUGGAAGAAGCAGAGAGCAUGGAAGCUGCGUCGUCUGAGGAGGACGAAGGAAGUAUAGCAUCUGCAUCUACACAUGCAGCGAACUCGAGCGAGAUCGACGCACUCGCAUCGCAACAGCUUAUUGACGAAACGAAGAACGCGAGCAAACGCAGGAAGGCAAUGCCCUUGCCUCUGCCUCUGCCAGAGCCGCCUCCUCCCAAACCGUUUGUCUCGUUUUUCGACAAACGGCAUCUUCGGGAUGCGGCAGUCUCGGGGCGGCAACGUGGACGGAACAUACUGGCAUUCGGCCACGCUGUGCCUGAAUUCGAGGAAAAAGAGUUCCAGUUGCCCAAUGACGUUCUUACAGAAGAGGCGAUCAAAGCAAGUCAGCGGUCAAGAAGACGCGUGCGGCGGGGCGUCGAAGACUGAAAAAGUGUACAUUGAGCGAAAGAGCUUCUCACUAUCAAGGAUCUGUAUGGUAUGGAAGGGGUCGUCACAUUCGUCGCAGAGGACGGGGACGGCUGAUCGGUAUGUUGGCGGCUUGGAGCAGGUUACUUUGUAGAAUUACUGAAAAGCGCAUUAUGGAUAUGUAUGGCUCUGCAAAGGAUGAUUCUCAAGGCGGAUUCUUGCUUCACUGGAAAUCUACGUUAGGUACUUAGCACAAUUAUUAGCGACGCGAACAAUA
Messenger RNA from Exophiala xenobiotica, 1799 nucleotides. RefSeq lists its product as uncharacterized. Gene Ontology annotation, molecular function: histone acetyltransferase activity. The coding region runs from base 98 to 1543 and encodes 481 amino acids. The record is from RefSeq and is a predicted model, not a curated record. NCBI's taxonomy places the organism in Eukaryota, Fungi, Ascomycota, Eurotiomycetes, Chaetothyriales, Herpotrichiellaceae. Gene Ontology annotation, cellular component: SAS acetyltransferase complex. The transcript is spliced from 2 exons.